CAUUCCAGCCAUUGCCAAUCCCCACCUCCUCACUCACACAGGACAACUCUUCUCCCACAACUCCACCUCCUACCAGCUCAACCACACUACCAACGCAGGCAGCCUCCAUGGACGCUGUGGAGUCCUCGUCACCGUACUCUCCGCCCUCGCUGCGCCACAAGCUGCGGACCACCGUCUGCGCCUGCUUCGGCUCGCCGGGCAGCGGCGGGGAGAGGCCGCACACGGGGGGCGGCAGGAGCAGGUGGAGGCGACGCGUGGCAGCCACGGGGGAGUUCAGGUACGACCCGCUCAGCUACGCGCUCAACUUCGACGACGGCGCCAGCGACGACGACGCGGAGGACGCCGCCUUCAGGCACAGAAACUUCAACUCGCGCCUGCCCCCCUCGCCGACGCCCGCCUCCCGGGCCGUCGCAAUUGCCUGAACUGAAUUUUGGCAGCAAUCGUCCCUUUUAACUUUUUGUAGCUUCCGUCUCUCUGGUUUUCCUUCUUCUCUGAGCGAGACUGAAUGUCUGAAUCAGUGAAUCACUACAUCUGUAAAAGCAGUUUAUACGGCCGGGGAAACGUACGUACCGAGGAGUAGCAAACUAGCAAUAGCAACAUGUACUUACACAUAUAAGAAUCAAUCAGUCCAUUUUAAUGUUC
Messenger RNA from Aegilops tauschii subsp. strangulata, 642 nucleotides. RefSeq lists its product as uncharacterized. NCBI's taxonomy places the organism in Eukaryota, Viridiplantae, Streptophyta, Magnoliopsida, Poales, Poaceae. The record is from RefSeq and is a predicted model, not a curated record.